CAUGCGUAGUCUGUCACCGGGUUCCGGAAAUGGUCCAUCUGGCUGGUGCGGCUGCGCCCGGCUGCGCGGACUGAGGAUAGCAGACAUUACGGGGGACCCUAUGCAGCGACUCGUGAGAUGAGUAAAGCUACACAGCCUAUAGGAGGACCCCCAACUGCACCUUCCCCUGGACUCCAGUCAGGAUAUAUUUCUUCACCUACGGCACCUGUGGUGAUUGGGCCACCUCAUAAUAACCCAAUGAAUACCCAAUCUCAACCUAGGCCCGCAGGAUUCAGAUCAAUUCAGCACUACUAUCAAAGUCGAACACAGCCUCCGAGCAGUGCCACUCGAGUUCAGAGUAGCUCUUCGGCUCGGGCAGUUCCCCCUGCCCAUGUAUAUUCUGCGAGCCAACCGCAGGUCGUCAUGAUCCCGUCUCCGUAUCCCUCACAGAGCUACUACAUACAAGGGGGACAGGGUCGCCCGUAUGUAGUUCCAACCCAGCAGUACCCCGUACAGCCUGGUGCACCCAGUUUUUUCCCCAGUGCCAGUCCUACAGAAUACGGCACGUUUGCUGGGGCAUAUUAUCCAGCGCAGCAACAGUAUUCUGCAGGAGUGCCUAGCGCUCAGGUAAUGAUGAGUGCGCCUCAGUCCAUUCCACCAAAGCGUGAGAGAAAAACGAUACGGAUUAGAGAUCCUAACCAGGGCGGCAAAGAUGUUACUGAUGAAAUUUUAUCUGGGGGACGUACCACAUCUACCCCAACGCCACCCCAGUCAGCAACUGGAGGACCAGAAGUGCAGGCAAAUGGAGAAAAUGCUCAUGUACCUGUAGUGGUACGUCCAGAUGAUGGCGGCAAGAUCACCCAAGUGCUGAUCAAGGCUUCUGAAAGCCCAUCACCACCUCUUGCGUCUUCUGAAGUAGAGAGGAAUAUGCCAGAUGCCUGUGAAACUGAUAUAAAAGUUGACAGCACUACACCAGAAGUGACCUCUUCUUGCAUAAUUGCUCAGAACUCACUAGAUAUAAUAGAAAACCCCAAUGCACAAGUAUUGGAGGUCUCAGAGGCUCCUACUGAACCAGAAAACGAAUUUAUAGAAGAAUCCACACAACUGACAGUGCCCUUUGUAGAGUUACCUACCACACAGACAGACCUGCAACCAGAUACGCCCACUCUCCUGCCCCUGGAACAUACAUCUUCACACACAUCUGUUGAUUUGUCUGCUGCACAAGUUGCUCCACUGGUUCAUGAAGAGUCACCAUCACCAUCCGCAUCUGCAAAUGAUCAGCACCAAACCGAGGAACUCACUCCUGAAAUUUCAGAUACUCCUGACUCUGUAGGACCUGAGGAGGUGGUAGACACAAGUAAAGAGUCCGAAAGUAUUCCUCCAGAGAGCAUAGUUUGCCCUACAGAACUUCAAUCAAAUGGAUUAUCUGCAGAAUUGCCGGUGCCCUGUGUUGAAAUACAACCAACAUUGAUAUGUCAGGAGGAGCCUACUGUAGUUUCCCCUAUAGCCCAGCCUGAAGAGUUACUGCUGACAAAUGGCGAAGGAACACCUGAGCAAAUAGAAAAUGAUAUAAAAGGAAAUCUUGAGGCACAUGUAAGUCCAAUUAGUGAGCCAGAAGAACAGCCUUUGGUAGUUCCUGAGCCUGUAAAUGUGGUGGAAGAUAAAGAAAAAGACCCCCCUGCUGAUGUUGACGUAGCCUCAAAACCGAACACAGACAACCAAUCACAAGUUGCUGUUUCUGUACCUAAAAAGAAGAGGAAAAUCAAAACUUUCAACAACAAAGCAGUUGGUGAUUUAUUGGAUGCGUUUAAAGAGGUAGUUGACGGGUCCUCUGAUGCGGAGUUAACGCAACAGCUGCCAAGUGUGGCUCUUCAGCCAGAACAAGAACCUGUGGCACCCCCUGAGGAGCAGGAUGAGACUUGGGAGGAAAAGGAAGACAAGAUUGAUGCCGAAAAUAUUAAACCAGGGGAUCACAAGUAUGGGUAUAAAGGAGAGCAAUGGAAACCUAUUAACCCAGAAGAGAAGAAAAGCUACGACCGGGAGUUUCUCCUUGGUUUUCAAUUUAUAAUGGCCAGCAUGCAAAAGCCAGAGGGCCUUCCUCAGAUAUCAGAUGUUGUUUUGGAUAAGAUAAUUUGUCAACAGGCUAACAAAACUCCCCUGCGGCCACUGGACCCAACACGACUUACUGGUAUGAAUUGUGGUCCAGAUUUUACACCUUCGUUUGCCAAUUUAGGCCGCCCUAAUACCAACAACCGUGGACUGCCACCUGGAAUGGUUCCAAGGAGAUCCCAGCAGGGUCCCCGUAAAGAACAUCGCAAAAUUAUUCAGGCCGUUUCAUUGAAUGAAAAUGUGCAACUAAAUAAAGCUGAAAAGGCGUGGAAGCCGACUAACAAAAGGGCUAGUGAGGAAGAGGACCCUGAAAAUAUUAAAACACAGGAAUUAUUCCGUAGAGUGCGCAGCAUUUUAAAUAAACUGACACCACAGAUGUUCCAGCAGUUAAUGAAACAGGUCACAGACCUUGCCAUAGACACAGAAGAUCGGCUAAAAGGAGUCAUUGACCUCAUAUUCGAAAAAGCCAUUUCGGAGCCAAAUUUUUCGGUUGCAUAUGCAAAUAUGUGCCGAUGCCUUAUGGGGCUUAAAGUCCCAACUUCAGACAAGCCGGGAGUAUAUGUUAACUUCCGCAAGCUGCUCUUAAAUCGCUGCCAGAAAGAAUUCGAAAAGGAUAAAGAUGAUGAUGAAGUUUUUGAGAAGAAGCAAAAGGAGUUGGAUGCUGCUUCCUCGCCUGAAGAAAAGACUCGCCUAAAUGACGAAUUGGUGGAAGCCCGGGACAGUGCUCGCCGACGCUCCCUUGGAAACAUUAAGUUUAUUGGAGAGCUUUUUAAGUUGAAGAUGUUAACUGAAGCCAUCAUGCAUGAUUGUGUCGUGAAGUUACUCAAAAAUCACGAUGAAGAGUCCUUGGAGUGUCUUUGCCGUUUAUUAUCCACUAUUGGCAAGGACCUCGACUUUGAGAGAGCAAAGCCACGUAUGGACCAAUACUUCAACCAGAUCGACAAAAUCAUAAAAGAGAGGAAGACAUCAUCUCGUAUAAGAUUCAUGCUUCAGGAUGUGAUGGAUUUGCGCAUCUGCAACUGGGUACCUCGUCGUGGAGAAUCAGGGCCUAAAACUAUUGACCAAAUUCAUAAGGAAGCGGAAUUAGAAAAGCAGCGUGAACACGUAAAAGUUCAACAGCUAAUGUCUAAACAAGACAAAAGACGUGAGCCUCCUGGGCGCCCCACUGGUGGACGCGGCAAGGAGCCCGCAGACGAUGGAUGGAAUACUGUUCCCAUCAGUAAGGGGAGCCGUCCUAUUGAUACCAGUAGACUUAGCAAGAUAACCAAGCUUGGUGCAAUUGAUUCCAACCAACUUCUGGCACCUGGGGGCCGCUUAAGCUGGGGUAAAGGGAGCAGUGGGGGAUCUGGAAGUAAACCUGAGCCAACACCAGAGUCUGGACGCCCAGCUACCAGCACUCUGAAUAGGUUUUCAGCUUUACAGCAGUCUUCAGCAGUAGAGAGUCAGGAUGCAAGGCGACCUGUUCAAAGGGGUAGUUCCAGUCGCGAUAGAUCUGAGAAGGAACGUGGAGACAGAUUUGAACGAUUAGAUCGCUUUGAAAAAGCAGAUUUAUUUGACCGGUCAGAUCGAGCUCGACCCCUAGUGACGAAGAGGAGCUACAGCAAAGAAACAGAGGAUCGUAGCAGGGAGCGAGAAAGCCUUAUACCACAGGAGGCAAUCCGAAAGGUUGCUAGCAUGACCGAACCAAGGGAUCGCAGCAAAGAAAGUUUGAAGCGAGAAUUACCUGUUCAAUCUGCACCAGUAGCACCUUCACAACCAUCCUUGUCUGAAGAUGAACUAGAAAAGAAAUCAAAAGCAAUAAUAGAAGAAUAUUUACAUAUAAAUGAUUUGAAGGAGGCACUCCAGUGUGUCCAAGAGCUAAGCAGCCCAACAUUGCUCUUUAUAUUCGUUCGAAAUGGCAUAGAAUCUACAUUGGAAAGAAGCACCAUUGCACGAGAGCAUAUGGGUUUUUUGUUGUACCAGCUGGUGAAGGCUGGAACACUUUCCAGGGAACAAUAUUACCAGGGUGUCCUGGAGGUUAUGGAGGUGGCAGAUGACAUGGCGAUAGAUAUACCGCAUAUAUGGCUAUAUCUGGCUGAGCUUAUAUCGCCCAUUCUUCAAGAGGGAGGCAUUCCAAUGGGAGAGCUGUUUAGACAUUUGACGAAACCAUUGGUACCCAUUGGAAGAGCUGGUGAUCUAUUAUCAGAGAUCUUGAGUUUGCAGUGCAAGGAAAUGAGCCAUAAGAAAGUAGGAGCAUUUUGGCAAGAAUCUGGUCUUAGUUGGAGCGAGCUCCUGUCUAAAGACCAGGAUGUAAAUAAGUUUUUAAGUGAAAAGAAUCUAGAGUACACUCAAGGAGAAGAGACAGAGACUCCUAGCAGAAAGGAAUUGUCUGGUAUUGAGCUUGACAACAUUUUGACUAGGCUACUAAAAGAGAGCACCACCAACCAAAAGAUAUUUGACUGGGUAGAAGCCAACCUAAGCGACCAGCAAAUCCUAUCCACUACUUUUAUCCGAGCACUGAUGACUGCUGUGUGCCACUCAGCAAUUAUUUUUGAAAAUCCUUAUAGAGUGGAUGUUAAAGUAAUUCGCACAAGAGCCAAACUCCUCGAAAAGUACCUGCUGAGUGAUGAGUCCAAGGAGCUGCAGGCUCUGUAUGCUCUUCAGGCACUUGUUGUGAAGCUAGACCAACCUCCAAACCUUCUACGAAUGUUUUUUGAUGCUCUAUACGAUGAAGAUGUUAUCAAAGAGGAACCGUUUUACAAAUGGGAGUCCAGCAAAGACCCAGCCGAACAGCAAGGAAAGGGUGUUGCCCUUAAAUCGGUAACAGCCUUCUUCACGUGGUUGCGAGAAGCUGAAGAUGAGUCUGAUAAUUAAACAAAUGGACUAAACAUUGAAAAAUUGAUGCCCUUAUGCUUGCUCUCUGUAUUCCUUGGGGCUUCCAGUGUAAUGUUUUUGGGUUUUGUUUUGUUUUGUUUUUUUGGGGGGGUGGGGGGGGGUUUUUUUUUUUUUUUUUCCCCUGACUUAUCACAAAAAAAACCAACAAGAAUUCCUAAUGAAUUUGCUUUUGUCAGAAAAACAAUUGACUCUCAAUAAGAUAUGCCUGGGGUAAUGGAAGUCUGGCACCAAAAACGUAGAAUGACUAAAGGUCUGGCAGAUACAGGCAAUAUAUGGGAGAAAUUCUGACACAAAGCCAGAUGUGCAAAAA
This is a messenger RNA of Pelobates fuscus (common spadefoot toad), 5272 nucleotides long. RefSeq names its product eukaryotic translation initiation factor 4 gamma 1 (gene EIF4G1). Gene Ontology annotation, molecular function: protein binding; translation initiation factor activity; mRNA binding. The transcript is spliced from 32 exons. Gene Ontology annotation, cellular component: eukaryotic translation initiation factor 4F complex. Lineage: Eukaryota; Metazoa; Chordata; Amphibia; Anura; Pelobatidae. Bases 118 to 4941 code for a protein of 1607 amino acids. The record is from RefSeq and is a predicted model, not a curated record.